Molecule: messenger RNA, 1980 nt
Organism: Euleptes europaea (tarantolino)
Lineage: Eukaryota; Metazoa; Chordata; Lepidosauria; Squamata; Sphaerodactylidae
Product: lysosomal acid glucosylceramidase-like
Exons: 13
Coding region: 1-1980 (659 amino acids)
Biological process (GO): glucosylceramide catabolic process
Molecular function (GO): nucleic acid binding; glucosylceramidase activity
Source: RefSeq, a predicted model, not a curated record
AUGAAACUGCAGCUCAUGGUACACGCCAAACCAAAGAAAAGUGACGUGGCCAUCGUGAAGUGGCUGUACCUUGCUCAUGCGGCAGGUGCAACCACCUCUACGGUGCCUAUGAUGAUUGCCCGCUUACUCGCCAGGGGUCGUCUACGUUGUAAGGCUCUGACUCAGCGGCACUUCCAAACUGACGAGCCGCUGCCACAGCCCCUGGUGCGCUACCGCCGUCUGCCCGACCCCCACUGGCAUGGGCUGGUGCCUCUCAUCAUGUUGGGUCGGGGCUACGCUGCUGUCCAAAAGCCUACCGGACUUCUGUGGGUGCCUGCACGGGGCAAAGAUCAGGUUUGGCCUCCCUCCUCCCCUCCCCGGUCUUUGGAAUUCAGCGCCGACCCCGAGAGAGCCCCUCGUGAGACGAUGUGGUCCAGGCGAGCCAGCGCGUUGGGCUGCUGGUUCCUCUUGCUCCAGAUGGCGCAUGGAGCGACAGGUGGAUGCCCCUGCAACCCGAAGUAUUUUGGCCGCGACUCCAUGGUGUGCGUGUGUAACAGCACCUACUGCGACACCCACGACCCCGUCUCCCUCCCACCUGUCGGUUUCUUCAUCAAGUACGAGAGCAGCAAGAGUGGAAAGCGGCUGGUGCAGAGCCAAGGAAUGUUUCACAACAGGACGUACAUGCCAGAUAUUGUCCUGGUUCUGGACACAACGCAGCGGUACCAGAGAGUGAAGGGGUUUGGCGGUUCCGUCACUGACGCGGCCUCCAUAAACAUCCUCUCCCUAACGCCGGACACCCAGAACAAUUUGCUCCGUUCCUACUUCGCAGAGGACGGGAUCGAGUACAACAUGAUACGGGUGCCCAUGGCCAGCUGCGACUUUUCCACGCGGGUGUACACGUACGAUGACUGGCCUUAUGACUACGAGCUGAAAAACUUCAGCUUGGUGGAGGAGGACAUCAAGAUGAAAAUCCCCAUUAUCCAUCGUGCCAAAGCCAUGUCUAAGAAACCCAUCUCCAUGAUAGCCAGCCCGUGGACUUCCCCAGUGUGGAUGAAAACCAACAAAGACUGGGCUGGGAAAGGGUCUCUGACAGGGGAGGCAGGUGACAAAGUUCACAAGACGUGGGCCAACUAUUUUAUCAGAUUUCUCGACGAGUAUGCCAAGCGCAAGCUGACCUUCUGGGCGGUAACGGCCGAGAACGAGCCUACCUCCGGCUUGCUUGUCAGUUAUCCCUUCCAGUGCUUGGGGUUCACCCCUGAACAGCAGCGGGACUUCAUCGCCCUUGACCUGGGCCCCGCCCUGGCGAACAGCUCUCACAAGGAUAUCCGCCUCAUCAUAUUGGACGACAACCGAGUGAAUCUGCCUCACUGGGCGAAGGUGGUGCUGAGCGAGGAUAGCGAGGCUCACCGCUACAUCCAUGGAAUCGGUAUUCACUGGUACCUGGACUUAAUCGCUCCCAUCACCGACACCCUGGACAUCACCAUUAAGCUUUUCCCCGACUACUUCCUUCUCUCCACCGAGGCCUGUUGCGGCUCGCAGUUCUGGGAGAGGGACGUAGUCCUCGGAAGCUGGGACCGGGGCAACCAGUACAGCCGGAGCAUCCUGGCGAACCUUAACCACAAUGUCAUAGGCUGGAUCGACUGGAACCUGGCCCUGGACUUGGAAGGGGGCCCCAACUGGGUCAAAAACUACGUGGACAGCCCAAUCAUUGUCGAUGUGGCCAGCGACACUUUCUACAAGCAGCCCAUGUUCUACCACAUGGCACACUUUAGCAAGUUUAUUCCAGAGGGCUCUCAGCACAUUGGUGUGAACGUCAUACAAAAAUGUGGCUUCUGCAAUCUGGAGCACGUGGCCCUGAUCCGCCCCGACGGAGCUGCUGUGGUUGUCGUCCUCAAUCGGUCUUCGAGGAGUGUUAUCUUUGGACUUUCCGAUACGCCGGGCCUGAUAGUGUCCGAAAUCCCUGCCAAUUCCAUCCAGACGUACCUGUGGAGGCGUGGGUGA